Messenger RNA from Petromyzon marinus (sea lamprey), 2174 nucleotides. Lineage: Eukaryota; Metazoa; Chordata; Hyperoartia; Petromyzontiformes; Petromyzontidae. The record is from RefSeq and is a predicted model, not a curated record.
AGUCACGAAAGCUUUAAAUCAAAAGAUGAUAGUGGUUGAAGUAAAGAAUUGGGUAAGUAAAAAAAAAUCAGGGACAUCGUUGCCAUGCCAUGACAUCAUCGACAUCCCCAUGACGUCGUUGCCGCGUCGUUGGCAGGUUGACGACGGGAGGAGGCAGCUACGUGGAGUUUAUCCCGCCGCCUCCAGGAUCACUCGCUCCCACGUUGCCCCCUCGCUCCAACUACCCACCCGCGAUGAGUGGCUUCGACCAGCGGGGAUACCAACCACCAGCACCGUUCAACGGUCGGGGCGAGGGGUUUUCCGAGCACGAAAUCAACCAUUAUGUGGACACGCUCUUCGACCCGCUCAUGAGCCACGGGGAGACCCCGGGCCACCUGUCCAACCGGCUCAAGGGAGGUGGCGGCAUGUGGAACGGCACCCCGGUCAACCAAAACCAGAUGCCCAACGCCAUGGGGAUGCCCAUGAUGCCAAUGAUGCCCAACAUGGUUCAAGGCAUGCAACCCAUGGGUGGCAUGGGUGGCAUGGGUGGCAUGGCACCCAUGGGCAUGCAAGUCAACGCAAUGCCAGGUGUGAUGGAUCCCAUGAUGGCACAACAGGCCCUCAUCAACCAGCAAGCCAUGAUGCUGGCCCAGCAGAUGACUGCGGCGGCCCUGCAACAGCAGCAGCAGCAGCAACAGCAGCAGCAACAGCAGCAGCAGCAGGCGGCAAUGAGGGCAGCCCAAGCUUCAUCUUCUCACAGCUUCAACAGGCCUCUGAGGAGCACGGGCCUACGUCAGCAGCAAGUGCCGCUCUACACAGCUCCUCCUCCUGCUCCUGCACCUGCUCCUGCACCUGCUCCUCCUCCUGCUCCUCCUCCUGCUCCUCCCGCUGCUUCUUCCGAUUCGGAUGAGUCCCCACCAUCGCCCAGACGCCGCGUGCCCGACGAGUCGCAGAGUGGAUCCAUGGCCAUCGCCAGUAAAAUCAACCGCUUCUCCAGGGGUGCUUCCACCGCCAAGGCUCCAGCACCUCCAUUCAACAAGUCGCCCGUGCAAUCACAGAAAAAAUCACCCUCACCUUCCCGCAAGAGCAAAAAGGGGUCCACCACCAAGCCUCCACCUCCUCCACUCGACAAGUCACCCGUUCAAUACCGGAAGCGAUCACCCUCUCCUUCCCGCAAGAGCAAAAAAGUGUCCACCGCCAAACCUCCACCUCCUCCACUCGACAAGUCACCCACUCAAUACCGGAAGCGAUCACCCUCUCCUUCCCGCAAGAGCAACAAAGUGUCCACCGCCAAGCCUCCACCUCCUCCACUAGACAAGUCGCCCACUCAAUACCGGAAGCGAUCACCCUCUCCUUCUCGCAAGAGCAAAAAGGGGUCCACCGCCAAGCCUCCACCUCCUCCACUAGACAAGUCGCCCACUCAAUACCGGAAGCGAUCACCCUCUCCUUCUCGCAAGAGCAACAAAGCGUCCACCGCCAAGCCUCCACCUCCUCCAAUCGACAAGUCACCCGCUCGAUACCGGAAGCGAUCACCCUCUCCUUCACGCAAGAGCAACAAAGUGUCCACCGCCAAGCCUCCACCUCCUCCAAUUGACAAGUCGCCCGCUCGAUACCGGAAGAGAUCAUCGACUUCCAGCGAGGAGAGCGACGAUGUAGAAGAGGAUAACACGGAUACAGACUGCGAGCAGGAAGACGUUCCCGACUCCAAAUCCUGGCGCAGGGAUAAAAGCCGCAGCCCCGAGAGGCCCCAAGUGGUCGUGGCAUCGAGCAGAAACGCGCCGGAGCCCACGAAAAACAUCAAGCACAUCAUCAGCAUGUACAACAAGAAGCCGCCUCCCAAGCCGGAGGAGAUCAUCCCGAAGAUGAACGUGCGAUCCGAACCCAAGUUCGUGAAAAGAUCGGACCCACGCUCGGAGGCCCUCACGAUCCUCAGCGAGAAGACAAAGCAGUUGUCAAAGCAGGGCAACGCCAGUGGCAGCACCAGCCCAGCCACGUCCUCCGGGCAUGACUCGCCUUCCAUCACCACCACGGCAGCCAAGGGCCCGGAGAACGUGCCGCCCCCUCCGCCCAUUCCGCCGCCACCGGCUGCUGCUGGCAUCACCACCGCCAGCGCGCCGUCCAAUCCUCCGCCACCUCCUCCUCCACCGCCUCCGGCGCCUCAGGUACUGCAAGCCCAGCAGCGUGAGCUUGAUUAG